Molecule: messenger RNA, 6380 nt
Organism: Dreissena polymorpha
Lineage: Eukaryota; Metazoa; Mollusca; Bivalvia; Myida; Dreissenidae
Product: ankyrin repeat domain-containing protein 42-like
Exons: 11
Coding region: 152-1723 (523 amino acids)
Molecular function (GO): protein binding
Source: RefSeq, a predicted model, not a curated record
CAAGGGGCUAUUUUAAUCUGCAUUAAUUGUUAUUAUCUGCUUGUACAAUCACAGUUAAACUGAGGCCCACCAAACCAUUAUAUUGUCUGCUUGGCUGAUAGCCCCCCCUCCUGCCUUUUAGUAGCGCCAGGCUUUAUCUUUAGUGGUUGGAAUGAAGACUGAUAGAUAUUUCAUAAGUACAUUAAUUUCAUAUAUAGCUCAGAAAAAAUACGCAAACAUCCAUGAGGCAGUGAAUGCUGGGGAUGUUGUAGCCUUGGAGACGAUGGUGAAAGCAGGGGCCAGCAUCAACGAGGUCAACGAACGAGACAAGUUCACUCCCCUGCACUGCGCAUGUAAUGUGGGGGCUCUUGAAUGUCUUCACUGGUUGCUAUGGCACGGCGCUGACACCACGGUUACCACUCCUAAGGGUUGGACCCCUGCACACAUAGCCGCAAUACGGGGUCAAGACGCAUGCCUACAGGGUCUUGCUAACAACAAUGUGAACCUGAGUGCCAAGGACCAUAGAGGCAGCACACCAGGCCACCUGGCCUCUGCACACGGGAACUCCUUCACCCUCAACACCAUCCUCAGAUCUGGCACAGACAUAAACACAACAGACAAGAAUGGCUGGACGCCUGUACAUGCGGCCUGUUACCACGGGAGACUGGGCUGUCUACAACUACUCAACAAGUGGGGCGCCAGUAUUGACGAGUGCGAUAAUAUCAGGAAUACCCCAGCACACUAUGCAGCAGCUGAGGGUCACCUGCCCUGCCUGAAGUUCCUCGUCAGCACAGGUAUCAGCCCCACGCACAUGCUGGGCGCCCGUAACGACCAGGGGGAGACGCCCAAGGAUCUCGCCCAGCAGUUCUAUAAGGACGCCAUCAUGGAGUACAUCAACGGCAUCGAGUGGGAACGGGACCACCCAGAGGCCGAGAAUCUGGCAUUCCCUGCCCAUGUGGCUGCAUUCAACGGUGACCUUGACCACCUGAGAAUGCUCGUGGAGAAUGGAGUAGUGAACAUCAAUGAACGUGAUGACAAGGGCUCAACACCCGCGCAUAAAGCUGCUGGGCAGGGCCACGUGCACGUGCUACAGUGGCUUAUAGAGAUGGGCGCAAACAUGUCAAUUACAAACCAAUCAGGCGAGACCCCGCGUGACGUGGCCCGGAGAUUCUCCAAACUGGCGUGUGUCAAGCUGCUUGGUCGAGAUCCACUACUCAGGGGGGAACAAGAGGAGGCCGAAGGAGGGACAGAGGGAAACACAGACGGGGCCUCCAUCUCUGUCAGCGAUAAACAGAAGAAAGAAUCCCGAGGUCGGGCCCGACGUAAAGUCGAGGACUUGGAGCGACUGCUGGAGAUUGCUAAGAAGAAUUACACGCAGCUUGGCGGGUCACUGCCAGAGGAUCGCAAGAGGCUACAGACCAUCAAAGACAAGGACAAAACAAUCAAUGAACUAGAAGCUCAGCUGGACUACGAGCGAUUACGUCGUGAGAAACUGGAGGCCCAGCUUGACCAGUACAGACGAGACAUGGCUGACUUGAGCUACCGUCUGCAGGCAAAACUAGGGGAUGACAGUGAUUCGGAAUCUGAUGCUGGAUACGGGCACCAAUCAAGACAGUCUACAAAACAACGAGUUGUGAAGAAGCGCUCUGGCUUGAAGAAGAGAUCACAAGACGAGGGAGGAGUGUUCAUCAAAAGAAAUGUGUCCAAAGAGAAACGAGGGGCAAGAUAUCAGAAAGUUGUAUGAGAGAUAAAUGUUUUUUUUAUAGGCGGUACAUUUUUUAAGAUCUGGGUAAAGCUGUUGAAGUUUUAAGUCUGUUUGCUUAACCCUUUACCACUCUAAUACAUAUUUUGACUCAUUCGUAGUCCCUGAGAAGGCUAAAUUUAAUUAAAGACCUUUCUUACUUUCUUCAAGUUUUACAGGCUUCAUUUCCAACCCUAAGAUACUGAUGAGCAGCAAACAGCAUAAAGCCUGAACAGACUGAGAGUUACUCGCAGGUUGUUCUGGUUUUAUACUGUUUGCAUAUAGCAAUUUUCACUUUGCUUCUGAGUGGGAAAGGGUUAAAUUUAGGUAACAUCAUAGUCUGCCAGGUUGUUUCUUUUGCUUUCGCAUAACACUCAGUCUCAUUUGAUGAAGAAGGUAUACAUAGCUGUAUUUUUGUUAAUGUUAAUGUAGUGCAUUUUAAUGUUGUUUUCAUUUUCUGAAACGAUUUAUUCAAGAUACUCUAUUUAUAUUUUAUAUCUUUUUCUACCUAUAUGGUGAAUAUAUUGCCUCAGUAUUUAUGUGUUAAUACAUAUUAAAAAACAUUUUGCAUUGUAUGUGUUGGUUACUCAUACUGCCAGAAACCAUUACUCGCAGUUUUUUGUUGUUUUAAAUGCAUGUUUAAAUUUGUUUUCAAUAUCAUAUCAAGGUGUGUAUUUUUAAUUAAUUCAUAAUGUAUAAAAUAUCUUAAAUGCUCCAAAGAAAACACAAACAUACAUUUAUUUUAUAUGAAAAUGGGUAAAAAUAUCAAUUCGUAUUAGGCAAUAACAUUGCAAAUUAAUAUCUAAUUGUUGUUUUUUUAAGCUUGCAUUUUGAAUCUACAUUUGGUGUUGAUGUGUUAUUGGGGAAAACAAGAAUAAUAUUAUGAUGGAAAAAAUGCUUGUUUACUUAAAUUUCAUCAAGUAAAAGAGGGAAUCAUCAAAAGAUAAUAUUGUUCCCAAAUAAUUAUGUUCCAAACAUGGCAUUAGUUUUCUUUCAAUUCUGGACAUAUAUGAUUUUUAUGCCCCUGGUAGGGUGGCAUAUAGCAGUUGAACUGUCCGUCAGUCUGUCCGUCCGAAAUCUUUAACAUUGGCCAUAACUUUUGCAAUAUUGAAGAUAGCAACUUGAUAUUUGGCAUGCAUGUGUAUCUCAUGGAGCUGCACCUUUUGAGUGAUGAAAGUUCAAGGUCAAGGCCAUCCUUCAAGGUCAAAGGUUAAAAAAAUAAUCCAAGGGAAGUAACAAGCUUUAAAAGAAGAUCAUUUAUAUUUAUCAUUUGGCAGGUUCAGAUCAUUUUCACAAGGGAAGUAAUAUUUAUAAAAGGGAUAUAAUCAAAAAAAUAUAAUAAAUCAAAGCGGCGCAGUAGGGGGCAUUGUUUUUCUGACAAACACAUCUCUUGUAAAUUUGUACUAUUUGCUUAAGCUGCCAUAGCAUUUAUUUUACAAACAUAAAAGUGAAUUUUUAUUACAAAACCAUUUCUCCGUGACAGUCAGCAGAUAAGCCAAACGAGAUUGUAAGCUGUCACAAUUUCAAGGCAAUGCUAUUAAGUAACUUUGGAUAUUUUGUAGCUUUGAUGUGAUGUGAUAAUAUGUCAAUAAAAUCCCCAAGGUCUGAAUUAAUAUAUGAGCACACCUUAUAACCAUAUGGUGUGUGUGAUUGUGAAUUAAGUUCAACCUUUUCAUAUUGUAUGGUAUUAUUUACAUAAAACAAUUAUGUACGUCUCACUGAUUGUUUACCAAUGGACACCAACUGAAAAUAUAUCAUACAGUAUUCAACGCGCAAACUUGCUUGUAUUGUCAUUGAUCUUUAGGAUAUUAAUUAUCAAUCAUUAUGUAGUAAUAAAUUUUAACCUGUGUUUAUUGUUUGAUUCAUGAAAGCAAGUAGUAGCAAGUUAUUUCUUUCUUGGUAUAAAACAUUAUUGCAGAAUACGCACUUAUUAAAUAUUAAAAUUUUAAUAAUUUAAUUUUUAAUAAUUGCCCAUUAAUUUAACCUCUACGUUGAUAUCGACCUGCUACAAAUGUGUCUGAUAUGUAGAUUAUAUCUGUUUAACAGGCGUUUAUAACAGUCAAUGAUAAGUGGUUCCUCUUAUUAUUCUGAACCAACUAUAGUCACCUUUGUCGGUGAAAACAAAUCAAGAUGCAGGCUUUCCAGCGUUCCUAGUAUUUCCUAGUUUUUUAAAUGUGCUCCUAGUUUUUUUUAGUUUUGUCAAAAACCUCCUAGUAUUCCUUGUUUUUAUUUAUUUGGCACUUCUUUGGAUAAGAUAAAACUGUCUUUUAAUGUGUUUUAGAGAUUUUGUUUCAAAAUAGGACCUUCAGGUUAUUGAGCUGACAAUAUUUGGUAGUCUUUGUGGGGUCUGGUGUCACUGAUUACAUAGUCUACCCUUCACAGGUGAUACCUGAAAGUUGGACUGAGCUCUGUGAUGACUACACAUGAAAACUUAUGGCUAUAUUCUGAAACGUUCCUCCACUCAACCCAACCUCAGUUAAAUCCAAUCAGUAUAAUUACGCACAUGAUUUUAUCUAACAGUCCUCUCUUUCACACUGGUAUUCACAAAUGUUAGGACAGCUUAAGGUUUCUUGACUGAGGGAGGAUAUGGUGAGGUAGCUAAGUUGUUCUUUGAGCCUCACUCAAAGUGUUUUUUUAUGAAUACCGAAACAGCAGCUCGUACAACUAUGUGUUUAUUUUGUUAGUUUUUGUUAUUUCAAAGUGUGGGUAAUUUAAAAAAAAUACACUGUAGCGCGAAUUUGGAACCACAAAAUCUUGUGUUAACUAAUAGAUAUAAUAUUUAUUCUGGAGCACUUUGGUAAUGGCUCUUUUUUAGAUUUUAUAUACCACUUUAAUCUUGUGCGCAUUAAGAAUAAGAUAGUAAACAACAUUUAAUUUGAGGAAACCAACUUAUGUCAGUACUAAAAAUCGCUUUUUGUGACAUUUUUUCAGGUGAGAGUUUUAAUUAGUGUUUUGAAUGAUAAUAUUUUAAGGCGAGGAUUGUUGCCUAUCAAUUAGUGUCGUUUAAAAUUAAUUGCAUUAAAUGUUAUAUAGCCGUCAUUUACUUGUAAUAGUAUAAUGAUGCAUAUUUACAGCAAUGGUCAUGUAUUAGACAACGUUCACAGUUAAAGCGGGUAUGCAUGACCUUGACAAAUGUUUGUUCAACAAAAGUAAACUUCUUAAAAUUUGAUAUACAUGCAGUUCAUUAUUAAUUUAUAGACCCUUUCAGAAUGACAUGUGUCCGAAAAUGUAAAUUUCGGAGGAUAUUUAAUUCAGAAAUUACACUCAACUGUACAGACAGUUUUUGCAUCAUGUAAUAAUAAUAAUGAAGAUGAUUCCAUACAAAAACCAUUUUGUUGGUUUAUAACUUUUAUUUGCAUUUUUCAAUUAUUAUAUCGAUAUUUAACAUAAAAUUAUUCUUAUCUGUAAUUUGUUGAAGUAAAUAUGCUUUAUAACAAUGUUCAAGUGAGGAUAUUGAAGAUUUGUUUCUCAAUUCCUGACUCUUAUUUUUUUCAUAGGAUAAUACAAUAACAUGCAAAUCUAUCACUAUAGUAUGUGUGGUUUGUUUGUCAAAACAAGAUCUUUUUGCAAAGCUGAUCUAAGACAGUGGGAUUCGUUAUUUGAAAAUGUUAUUAGAUCAUUUAUAUAUGGAGGUGCUAAGUGGAAAAUGGUUUUAUAUUUUUGUAUCACAGUGUGAUAAUUUACCCUGUCAUGAAAUGUCAUCCAAAUCAAUGUUUUAAAUAGUUUAAUGUAGAUUAUGCAUGUACACUGUAAUACUAAAUGUAUAUUUACUGACUAGGCCAAUCAUUAUUGCUCAUAAUGAUAACAUGUCGCCGUUUACGAUUAUUUUUACGAUUCAGACCAAAAUCAUUCGUUUCGCACUGAUUCUACUAACACACAAAUGCAAUGGUUGCUGUUUGAAAAUAUAUACGUAUAAGCUCUCUCCUUGUAGGCAUAAAGCGCAUAAUUGUUCUAGCUGCAUCAAAUGAAAUGUUACGCCACCAAAUGUUCUUUGUUCUUGAAUAUUUGACGUUCUUUCAACAUAUGUGAUAAAACUAUUACAGAUAGAUAUAUGUUAAAAUCACUUAAAUGAAUAUGAUAAUAGUACAUGUUCAUGCCGAUAAUUUAAACAUAUGAAACCAUUUAUAUGGUUUGAUUUUAAUUUAAUAAAUCAAAGUGGAAGCUGCGUUAAAUCAAUGUUAUAAAGCCAGCAGCUGCACAUAACCUCUAACCUGUAAUAAAUAUACAUUUGUUAGUCCGAUAGUUUUAUCACAUCACAUCACAUAUUUACAUUUGAAAAUGAUAUUUCAUAUAUGCUUAUGGUGUGAUGUAAGUUGGCAUCUAUGGCUUUUUAGUUUUUGAUGUGGUUUCGUAAGUGUUUAGAAAAUUUAUUAUUUGUCACAUAGAAGAUAGAAGGCUUAUAUUUAAGAUAGCAAGUAUUAAUAGCAUACCAUAGUUUAAUUGUAUUGCAGACCGUGCAGAUAUUGUGCCUACUUACUGAGGCAACACACUAAAGACUUUGAAUCUACAAAACAAAUAAUGAUGAUACUACUAGUAAUAAUGUUUCUGAUAAAGUCGCGCUUCGAAUAUGCUACCCAUUCCCUUGUUAUAUUCGUACGCAUUUGCCUUUUGAUUUUUUUAUCAAGUUGUAUAUGUACAGAAUAAAAAAAUACAUAUAGAA